GGUCUGGAGAGAGUCUUGGUCCACAGGAUUAGAGUUCUUGAUGCUGCUAGAGACCAUCGGACAAGCACAGCUCCAAAGACGGUGCCGACGGCAAGUCAAGAACGACGCUACGGCGGACCGGCUGAAGGCUCCCACGCAAAAAUCUCCGCUCCCGCUCAGCAUGCAGGGAAGCGUUCGAAAAUGUGGCUUCUGGCAUUCGAAACCACCGCAGAACUCCCUCCCAACAUUACGCCGAAAUCGCUUCGGACAAACCUUGGUAUAAAGACAUUGUCUUGUCUAGUGUGACUCACAUCUUGGUCAAUUACUCAAAUACGCGUUCAGCUCGUGAUCGUGGUUUUGAAGAUUUGGAAAGUUGACAGAAGUCAUAUCUUAUCAAUCUGUUUCUUCUCCAUCUGGAAAUCGAUCCAGAGGCGACUCGGCUUUUUUUCUCCGGUUGUGUAGUCCAACCACAGUAUUCGUCCAGAUGGCUUCCUCGAGAGAACAGGCUGCCGCUAUGGAGCUGGCAGGCUAUGGUUCCAAGGAGGCACCAGUCGUUGAUGAUCAAGAAUUGGGAUCCGAGGGCGUUAAUCUGGCUCGUAUCGAGCGCGUAUACAAGAAGAUCGAUCGCAGAAUAAUCCCUCCAUUCUGGAUACUCUACUUUCUCUGUUCGGCCAUCCGAUCCAACGUUGGUCUAGCACAGACUAUGAACUCGGCCCAAGGUCACGACCUUUCUGAUGUGCUCAAUCUGACGCCGAAGCAAGUCUCGACCGGUCUCGCUCUCUUCUACGUCUGCUAUGUUAUAUUCGACUGCCCUUCCAACCUUAUCAUGUCGAAGCUCAGCCCACAUGUAUGGAUGAGCAGAAUCGUGCUGAGUGUUGGUAUCAUCGGUACUUGCAUGACAGCUAUGAAAGCGGCCUGGAGUCUUUAUUUGUUACGCUUACUGUUGGGUAUUGUCAUUGCUGGCAUGUGGCCUGGUAUGACCUACUAUCUCAGUCUGUAUUACCCACCUUCGCGCUGUGCGAGACGUAUUGGUCAUUACUAUACCGCUGCGCAACUUUCUGCCGCUGUCGUUGGUCUUGUCAGUGCCGGGUUCCAGAAGAUGGAUGGACUCGGUGGGCUCGUAGGCUUCCAAUGGAUGUUCUUGAUCUACGGCCUGUUGGCAGUCAUCCUGGGCAUCGUGUUGCUCUGGUGGCUGCCCGAUCGCCCUCAUCCGCCAGGUGAGAAGAUUGAACAGCCCGUUGGUUGGAGACGUUUGUUGCCGCGAAGCCCACCUGUGCUCACCGGAGAGGAUGCUCGCAUUCACUAUGAAGAAUUGACCAGAGUUUACCAUCGCCCUUCGUGGGGAUGGAAAGAUUUGGGUCGCGUGCUCAUUGACUGGCGUCUCUGGCCUCUGGUCGUCAUGUACUUUGGUGUCGUAGGCGUUGGUAUUGGUGUUCAAAGUUAUGGUACUGUCAUUAUUCAUGCCAUCAAUCCCAGCCUGAGCAGUAUCAACCUGUCUCUUCUCUUCGCACCAAUCUGGAUCAUGGAUCUCAUUGCCAUCCUCCUCAUCACCCCUCUAAGCGAUCGCUUCCACACUCAUCGCCACGUCAUCUUCAGUCUCUCCUGUCUCGUCAUCCUGGCUGGUCUUCUCACUACCACCUUCGCUGGUGGCAACGAUAGCUGGUCGAGAUACGGAGGUCUUCUGAUCAUUGGCUUCGGUCUCGGCCCUACUGUUCCUACUAUCAUGGCAAUGAGCACAUCUAUCUUCCAACCUCGCCAUGGUGAAGUCGGUAUCGCCGCAGCCUCUGCUCUGGUUUCCGGUCUCGGCAAUCUUGGAUCUAUUUUGACCACUUACGCUUUGUACUCCGGAUGGCCCGCCGAUGCCAAGGGCCCUCACAAAUACAGAAAGAGCAACCUGGUCAUGGUAGGUAUGGUGUGCGCCAGUAUCGUAGCGAGUGGUGUCAUGGUCUUGUUGCUCAGAUUGACCAGAACUGAGGGCGCCCAGGCUAUCGAGGAUGCUGUCGAGAACAAGGAUAUCAUGAUUGAUGGCGCCGCCAAGCGCGAGUUGAAAGAGCUCAGAGAACAGCAAGGAUUCAGUCUGAACAGACUCAAGGUGCACAGAUAGACGGGCACGGCGAUAUAGAUGUACAGUACAAUUAUAAAUGUAAUACAAUAAUAGACAGGAUUGGAUUGAUCACAUAGAAACGGGGUUUCAACCGCGUGGUCGCUCCUUCUCUUUAUGCUAGA
Molecule: messenger RNA, 2205 nt
Organism: Aureobasidium pullulans EXF-150
Lineage: Eukaryota; Fungi; Ascomycota; Dothideomycetes; Dothideales; Saccotheciaceae
Product: MFS general substrate transporter
Exons: 4
Coding region: 464-2083 (539 amino acids)
Biological process (GO): biotin import across plasma membrane
Cellular component (GO): membrane
Molecular function (GO): solute:proton symporter activity; biotin transmembrane transporter activity; dethiobiotin transmembrane transporter activity
Source: RefSeq, a predicted model, not a curated record